This is a messenger RNA of Geodia barretti, 801 nucleotides long. The record is from the annotation of a GenBank genome assembly. Lineage: Eukaryota; Metazoa; Porifera; Demospongiae; Tetractinellida; Geodiidae.
AUGGGGAGGUGGAUACAUCGGAGCCAGCUUUGCACUCGACUUCGCCGGCGGUACUGUCGUACACAUAUCCUCAGGAUUCUCUGCAUGGCGGGAGCCCUGAUACUUGGCCGAAGACUCGGCUAUGGCAAGGUUCCCAUGGAGCCACACAACGUUCCAAUGGUUGUACUUGGUGCAUCCAUUCUAUGGUUCGGUUGGUUCGGCUUUAAUGCGGGAAGCCAGGUUAUGGUCGACGGAGUCACCGUAAGCGCUUGGGUAGUGACUAACCUCGCUACUGGAGUAUCUGCUGUUACAUGGCUGCUGAUGUCUUGGGCGCAUACAGGCAAACCAAGCAUUGUAGGUGCUGCAACCGGAGCGGUUGCGGGUCUUGUUGCAAUCACGCCAGCAUCUGGCUGGGUUGGACCAAUGGCCGCAAUCAUCAUAGGAACUGCAGCCGGCACAAUAUGCUAUGCCAGCGUUGCCUUCAAGAAUGCACGCAAAUGGGACGAUGCUCUGGAUGUAUGGGGAGUACACGGAAUGGGCGGCCUUACGGGCGCUAUUCUUACAGGUACCCUUGCCAGUCCGCACAUAUGGGAUACCGGUGACGGUAUUGGUGCGUGGACCGGAACACCAGAGGGCAUGGAACAGCAAGGAAUCAGCAUCCUAGGCGCCAUCAUCUCCGUAGCAUACGCGUUCUCCGUUACCCUAGUGAUACUGAAGGUAAUGGAUCUCGUAUGGCCAGGUGGAAUCAGAGUCACUCCUAAAGAAGAGGAGAUCGGCCUUGAUCUUGCCCAGCACGGAGAAAGAGCAUACGUAAACGAGUAA